AUUUCAAAGACUUAUGUUGACUACUUAAAGCUCCUGAGGUUACAGAAGAAGUGUGCUUAUGGAUCUGAGCAUCACGCAUGAUGAGCAUCUACCCUUCCCGGGUGAGACAACUACUGCUCACCACACCUCUGCACCUCCUGCCCUGCCCUCCCACAGCCCGAUCUUAAAGCAAGGGCUUGCGGCAGGUUUUAAGAGGGUUUGUCGGACAGACGAGGAUAGCCCGAGCCCAUUUCCGGGGUUGCUUCCAGGCAUCUUGGAGAUGAGAGUAAAAGAAGGCAGCAAGAUCCGUAACCUGAUGGGCUUUGCAAUGGCGAGGAUGCAGUGCGAAGAAGGAGGCAGCAAACAGGUCGGGCUGAGGCAGGUGGUGUUCACCGGUUCGGGCCGAGCAGUCACCAAAACCAUCACCUGCGUCGAGAUAAUGAAGAGGAAAGUGGGUGGACUCCACCAGCUGACCAAGCUAUGCUACAAAGGUGUUCGGGAGGUGUGGGAGAGUCAGGAAGGAGGCAGUGCUAAAAUGACCGUUCACAGGACUGUACCCUCUAUCAGUAUCCUUCUCUCUAAGGACCCAUUGAACCCUCUCGAGCCAGGAUAUCAGCCUCCUGAGAUGCAGAGCGCUCUCUGGGAGGAAAGACAAGAUAGUGAUGCAGUGUGUGUUGAUGCAGGAAAAAGGCAGUUUGACUACACUGUCACACAGAGUGAGACACAGCCAAAACGAUUCUGUCAUCAAGGUGGAAUCUCCAUCAAUUAAGUAUUCUGACUAGUGGUAGGAUUAGCCAGAUGAUUACUUGCUGAAAUUAUAAACCUAUUGCAAAGGAAAUUUGAAGGUAGUUUCUUUGCACAUUUUAUAAGACUAUCACAGAUUGUGAUUUUAGCUGAUUGACAUGCUACAGUAUGUAUCAAGCCUUGACCUGGACUGGAUCAAUUUAUCUUAUUAUUUCUGUUACAGCAUAUAUCCACUUGGAAAUCACUUUAUCAUGCUUGGACUUCUUCCUGCUCAAUGUUGGUUGGCUUUAUCCUUAAUGUUUCCAUGGAUUUCACUAGUGUUAAAAAAUAAUUUCUUUUGUAAUUAACAUCUGAAUAUCCUUUUCUAAGUGGCACAAACUCUUCUGCAUUAAAGUGCACAGUUGACUUUACACUAGGAUCAAAUAAAUCAAAUGAAAUAACACUAAUUUAUAAUGUAAUAGGAAAGCUCUCAUUAUUAUAACAAUGAAAAUGCACAAACAUUCCCACAAACAUAACAUGGAUACUAUGUUAAAUGGAAAAUUAAAUAAUUUAAAGAGAAAAAUUUUUGUGAAGAAAAUGAAUUAUAAAGAAACGCAAAAAAUAUGUGCACAAGAUUAAGUUUCAUUGUUCAUAUUUUAGAGAAUAUAUCAAAUGUAAUGUUUGUUGUUGUUGUCUUUGUUGUUUUUGUUGUGGGACGGGGCAAAGUAUUACAAUUAUGCAUAAAUUUGAUGACUCUGUG
Molecule: messenger RNA, 1462 nt
Organism: Clarias gariepinus (North African catfish)
Lineage: Eukaryota; Metazoa; Chordata; Actinopteri; Siluriformes; Clariidae
Product: ribonuclease P protein subunit p25-like protein
Exons: 1
Coding region: 59-748 (229 amino acids)
Biological process (GO): tRNA 5'-leader removal
Cellular component (GO): ribonuclease MRP complex
Molecular function (GO): RNA binding
Source: RefSeq, a predicted model, not a curated record